CCCUACACACUUUGACUUCCCAUAAUUCAGUGCGCUCAUAAAGUCUUUCGAGAGGACGUUACGAUAAGGGCACAGCAAGAGACCCAUUAUCUUUGACUGAAGAUGGCUGAUGUUAUUGACGACAAGAUCAAGAACUACAGAACGGCUCCAUUCGAUUCCCGUUUUCCAAACACUAACCAGACAAGAAACUGUUUCCAGAAUUACCUUGACUUCCACAGGUGUAAUAAGGCUUUGUCAAGCAAAGGGCAGGACACUUCUCCCUGCGAAUGGUAUCAGAGAGUCUACAAGAGCCUGUGUCCAAUGAGCUGGGUGGAGAAAUGGAAUGGGCAGAUUGAGGAUGGAAGCUUCCCCGGAAAGAUCUAAAUGGUUGCUGUUACUUUCAAUUCAAGAGCUCCCAACCUUUUGUUAUUGGUUUGCCUGCUGGAGGAUGAAGGGUCAUUCAGAGUGGGCUUUGGAAACCUUCAGUAUUUUGAAGUCCUACAUUAGCAUUUAUCUUUGUCACUCUACAUCCUACUGUUGCAAUUUACAAAAUAAAAAUGCACAAUUUCAUCUAAA
Sinocyclocheilus anshuiensis is the source of this 555-nucleotide messenger RNA. Its product is annotated as cytochrome c oxidase subunit 6B1-like. Bases 103 to 363 code for a protein of 86 amino acids. Gene Ontology annotation, cellular component: mitochondrion; respiratory chain complex IV. Lineage: Eukaryota; Metazoa; Chordata; Actinopteri; Cypriniformes; Cyprinidae. The record is from RefSeq and is a predicted model, not a curated record. The transcript is spliced from 4 exons.